AUGGGUGCUCGAUUGUUGACUGCGGUCGGUGCCUUAACGUUGGUUGUGGCAUUCGCCCUCCUCAUUGUCACCUGCGCGUCCAUUCCAAACACUAGCUUGCCUCUCCUCACUGUGGAUGCUCACAACGAUCGUAGAGGAGCGACUGGCGGAGAGAUCAGAGUGCAAUUCGGGCUCUGGGGCUGGUGUCAACAUACAAGUGAAGUAUGGGGAACGCACCCGGAAGGCUGUGUCAAAGGCAACGGCACAUCAGGCUACAACCCCGCCGUGGUCAUGCGCGGUCUGAAUGAGGAUUUCCCUUCCUUUAACACGGCCGGCAGCGCGCGAGACUUGACGUUGGGAUUUGUCCUUCCAGCUGUUGCAAUAGCGACGACUGGUGUGGCGAUUAUCCUGGCGAUAGCAUGGUUGAUUAAAGGCAAUCGAAUCAUCUAUAUCGCCAUCUUAACUUUCUCCGUCUUGUCUUUCAUCUUCACCAUCGCCGCUGUGGGCUGCGUGUUUGGAUUUUGCGAAAAGAUACGAAAAGGCACGCCGGCACGGAUUCUUGUGUGGGUAGCCCGUAUUCAAGUUACGAUGUCGACGGUUUUCCAUGUAACGGUUCACGUCCGGCCGAGGGACGUGGCGAGGUUCCUAGAAGCCGCCGAGCCGACGAUAGAGAGGAUGAAGAGGGAGCCUGAGUUGAUGCACUUUGAGAUGUAUCAAGUGCAUGAUUCGCCUGGGACGAUUACGUGGAUUGAGAAAUGGUCCGAGCCCGUAGACUGGAUUAUGAAGCACCAAAUGACAAAAGACUACUACAACGAGUACUUCGACGCGACAGAACCGUUCUACGUCAAACCACGGGAAUUAAGGGUGAUGAGUUCGUUAGGGCCGCGCUACACAUAUCAAAAGACUUAG
Molecule: messenger RNA, 888 nt
Organism: Colletotrichum siamense
Lineage: Eukaryota; Fungi; Ascomycota; Sordariomycetes; Glomerellales; Glomerellaceae
Exons: 5
Coding region: 1-888 (295 amino acids)
Cellular component (GO): cell division site; plasma membrane; growing cell tip
Source: RefSeq, a predicted model, not a curated record